GUCAGUCUCUGCCACUUCUCCCACCCUCCUCGCCAUGUUCCUCACUCGUUCAGAAUACGAUCGCGGUGUCAAUACAUUUUCCCCAGAGGGCCGGUUAUUCCAAGUCGAAUACGCUAUUGAGGCUAUCAAGCUAGGAUCAACAACUGUCGGAGUAUGCACGAAGGAGGGCGUCGUUCUCGCCGUCGAGAAACGCGUCCAGUCUCCCCUACUUGUGUCCUCGUCGAUCGAGAAGAUCAUGGAGAUUGACCGCCACCUUGGGUGCGCCAUGUCGGGACUCAUCGCCGACGCGCGGACAAUGGUCGACCACGCACGCGUAACGUCGCAGAACCACGCAUUCGUCUACGACGAGCGCAUCAAAGUUGAGAGUGCCACCCAGGCGGUAUGCGACUUGGCGCUGCGGUUCGGUGAGAGUGUACACGACGAGGAAGCGAUGAUGAGUCGGCCGUUCGGUGUCGCUUUACUCAUCGCAGGUGUCGACGAGAAUGGUCCUCAGCUAUUCCACACAGACCCAUCGGGCACCUUUGUGCGGUACGAGGCGAAGGCUGUGGGAUCGGGAUCGGAGGCGGCGCAAAGCGAGCUCCAGGACAAGUGGCAUAAGAAUAUGACCUUGAAGGAAGCGCACAUUCUUACUCUGCGCGUGCUGAAGCAAGUAAUGGAAGAGAAGCUCGACCAACACAACGUGCAGUUGGCCCAGGUCACGCCAGCGAAUGGAUUCGAAAUUUUGGAUGAAACUAGACUAAAGGCACUGAUUGACGAGAUGUAGCGGACUGCAUGUUCCCUCAGCACUUUGUAAUAACAUGUUUCUCUUUCUCUGAGGUGAAGUUC
Molecule: messenger RNA, 825 nt
Organism: Phanerochaete carnosa HHB-10118-sp
Lineage: Eukaryota; Fungi; Basidiomycota; Agaricomycetes; Polyporales; Phanerochaetaceae
Exons: 7
Coding region: 35-763 (242 amino acids)
Biological process (GO): proteasome-mediated ubiquitin-dependent protein catabolic process
Cellular component (GO): nucleus; proteasome core complex, alpha-subunit complex; proteasome core complex
Source: RefSeq, a predicted model, not a curated record